This is a messenger RNA of Candida albicans SC5314, 747 nucleotides long. RefSeq names its product TRAPP subunit. NCBI's taxonomy places the organism in Eukaryota, Fungi, Ascomycota, Pichiomycetes, Serinales, Debaryomycetaceae. Gene Ontology annotation, biological process: endoplasmic reticulum to Golgi vesicle-mediated transport. The record is from RefSeq and is a predicted model, not a curated record. The transcript has a single exon. Gene Ontology annotation, cellular component: TRAPPIII protein complex; TRAPPII protein complex; TRAPPI protein complex. Bases 1 to 747 code for a protein of 248 amino acids.
AUGUCAAAUGACGAUAUAAUACUCCCAUCAGUUUCAUCCUUAUCGAAACUAACUAUAAAUGAUGUAUCAAAAUCAGGAUUUGGAUACAAUCCGUCCAUAGGACCAAUAUCAAAUACUAUUACCCUAGAAUCUUCACUGGUAUUAUUAAAUAAACGUACAAUAUCAUUAACACCAACAUCAUCUGACUCCAUUUAUGAUAGAAAUAUUAUCACGAAAAAGCCACACGAAAUCAACUUAUCUUCGUUAUCAUUUUUGUUUUGUGAGAUUAUUAGUUGGGCACACUCUAAUUCCAAAGGCAUUCAAGAUUUAGAAAAUCGUUUAAACGGAUUAGGUUAUCAAAUAGGUCAACGAUAUCUCGAAUUGUGUAAAAUAAGAGAAGGUUUUAAAAACAGUAAACGAGAGAUUAGACUUUUGGAAAUGUUACAAUUUAUUCAUGGUCCGUUCUGGAAAUUGAUUUUUGGUAAAACUGCUAAUGAAUUAGAAAAAUCGCAAGAUUUGCCCAAUGAAUAUAUGAUUGUGGAGAAUGUGCCAUUAUUAAAUAGAUUUAUUAGUAUACCUAAGGAGUAUGGCGACUUAAAUUGUUCAGCAUUUGUUGCGGGUAUAAUUGAGGGAGCACUUGAUAAUAGUGGAUUCAAUGCCGAUGUUACAGCACACACGGUCGCUACAGAUGCAAAUCCAUUAAGAACAGUAUUUUUGAUCAAGUUUGACGAUUCUGUUUUAAUUAGAGAGAGUUUGAGAUUUGGAUAA